AUGGGCAAACGCAUCAUCGUUACUGGUGGCUCCGGAAAGGCAGGGCAACAUAUCAUUUCCUACCUUCUGGAAAAAGGCCAUGAUGUUCUCAAUCUCGACUUGAUGCCAUUACCAGGCGACCUGGGCAAGCGAGUUCAUACCCUGCGUGUCGAUUUGACAGAUAGCGGCCAAGUCUAUAGUGCAUUUACCUCGCACUUCCAUCUAACGGAACCUUUCCGUGAGCCGUUACGUCUUCUUCCGGAUGCAGUCAUUCAUCUGGCUGGUUAUUCUCGCAAUAUGAUUGCCCCCGAUAACGAGACUUUCCGCGGAAAUACCUUGUCAACCUACAAUGUAAUCGAAGCCGCGUCUCGACUCAACAUCAAGAAGGUCAUCACUGCUAGCUCUAUUACCGUUUAUGGCGUGAGUUUUGCAGAGGGAGAUGUGGACUAUCCGUCAUACCCGGUGGAUGAAGACGUUGAUGCCAAUCCGAUGGAUACAUAUGCCAUCUCCAAGGUUUGCGGCGAGCGCGUUGCUCGUGGCUUUGCUCGUCGGUUCGGGAACGAUAUUUAUGUCCUUCGUAUUGGCAGAGUGGUCGCACCUGAAGAAUAUAGGGAGGAGAUGUUCGUUGAUUAUGUCAAAAACCCGGAUGCGUGGGCAGGACAUGCUUGGUCGUAUACCGACACGCGAGACCUUGGGCAGAUGUGUGAUCUCGCUGUACAGAAGGAUGGUCUGGGAUUCCAAAUAUUCAACGCUGUGAACGAUGAGAUUACCAAUUACACUACCUCGACAACCGAGUUUCUCAAACGGGUCACUCCAAAUGUACCCUUUACCAGGGAAAUGGGACCGCGAGAUGCCCCGAUAUGCAACAAGAAGAUCAAAGAGAUGCUCGGAUUCAGUCAGAACCAUCCCUGGCAGACGUACUACGAAGAGAGCUCUAAAUAA
Messenger RNA from Penicillium cataractarum, 921 nucleotides. RefSeq names its product NAD-dependent epimerase/dehydratase family protein. Bases 1 to 921 code for a protein of 306 amino acids. Lineage: Eukaryota; Fungi; Ascomycota; Eurotiomycetes; Eurotiales; Aspergillaceae. The record is from RefSeq and is a predicted model, not a curated record. The transcript has a single exon.